Chrysochloris asiatica (Cape golden mole) is the source of this 1148-nucleotide messenger RNA. It is a transcript of the gene F2RL2, whose product is annotated as coagulation factor II (thrombin) receptor-like 2. Gene Ontology annotation, cellular component: membrane. The transcript is spliced from 2 exons. Bases 1 to 1137 code for a protein of 378 amino acids. Gene Ontology annotation, biological process: blood coagulation; thrombin-activated receptor signaling pathway; positive regulation of Rho protein signal transduction. Gene Ontology annotation, molecular function: thrombin-activated receptor activity. The record is from RefSeq and is a predicted model, not a curated record. NCBI's taxonomy places the organism in Eukaryota, Metazoa, Chordata, Mammalia, Afrosoricida, Chrysochloridae.
AUGAAAACGCUCAUCUUUGCAGCGGCUGGACUGCUGCUUUUGCCGCCCACUUUCUGCCAGAGCGGCAUGGAAAAUGAUGCAGACAGCUUGGCACAGCCAACUAUGCCUAUAAAGACCUUUCGUGGCGUUCCCAAAGAAUAUUUUGAACCGUUUCCCUUUUCUGCCAUAGAAGGUUGGACGACAGCCACCUUAACGGUGAAAACGGAGUGUCCUAAAGAAAGUGUUUCGAAUCUCCGUGUGAAUAAUGCUACCAUGGGGUACCUGAGCAGCUCCUUAAGCACCAAACUGAUACCAGCCAUUUAUAUUUUGGUUUUUGUGGUUGGCGUGUCCGCCAACGCAGUGACCCUUUGGAUGCUGAUCUUCAGAACCAGAUCCAUCUGUAUGGCUGUCUUCUACACCAACCUGGCCAUUGCGGAUUUCCUUUUUUGCAUCACACUGCCCUUCAAGAUAGCUUACCAUCUCAAUGGGAACAACUGGGUGUUUGGAGAAGUCAUGUGUCGGGCCACCACCAUCAUCUUCUACGGCAACAUGUACUGCUCUAUUCUACUCCUCGCCUGCAUCAGCAUCAGCCGGUACCUGGCCAUUGUCCACCCUUUCACUUAUCGGGGGCUGCCAAAGCGUACCUAUGCCUUGCUGACAUGUGGAUUGGUGUGGGCCACGGUUUUCUUAUAUAUGCUACCUUUUUUCAUCCUGCAACAAGAGUACUAUCUUGUCCAGCCAGGUAUCACCACCUGCCAUGAUGUCCACAAUACAUGCGAGUCUUCAUCUCCCUUCCAAAUCUACUACUUCAUUUCCUUGGCAUUCUUCGGAUUCUUAAUUCCAUUUCUGAUCAUCAUCUUCUGCUAUACAGCCAUCAUUAGGACACUUAAUGCAUAUGAUCAUAGAUGGUUACGGUCUGUGAAGGCCAGUCUACUCAUCCUUGUGAUUUUUACCAUUUGCUUUGCCCCCAGCAAUGUUAUACUCAUUAUUCAUCAUGCUAACUACUACUACAAUAACACUGAUGGCUUGUACUUCAUUUAUCUCAUAGCUUUGUGUCUGGGGAGCCUGAAUAGUUGUCUAGAUCCAUUCCUGUAUUUUCUCAUGUCAAAAAUAACAGAUCACUCCACUGCUUACCUUACAAUGGUAAAAUCACCUUAGAGAAUGAGGAC